CUUCAGGAAACACCGGAGGCCCUUGUGAUGACAUCAGCCCGUUUGUGGUGUUGAGUGCAAAAUAAAAAGGGUCAAUCCCAACCUAACCCCUCCCCUCCCUUUCGAGCCUCUUCGGGCUGGCUGUGGGCGCUGCUUGGGGACCCGCCUUCUCCCGGAGAGAACAAAACAACCCUCCUUGCGGAUUUCUGUGCCACGCCAGCUCGGGUGCUUAGAAACAGGACGUCGGAGCGACCAACGCCAGCUUAGCCAGGAUGCCAAACUGGGGUGGAGGCAAGAAAUGUGGCGUAUGCCAGAAAACCGUGUAUUUUGCAGAGGAAGUACAAUGUGAAGGCAAUAGUUUCCACAAAUCCUGCUUUUUGUGCAUGGUUUGCAAGAAGAACCUGGAUAGCACUACAGUGGCUGUGCAUGGAGAAGAGAUCUACUGCAAGUCAUGCUAUGGGAAGAAAUAUGGACCGAAAGGCUAUGGCUAUGGACAAGGAGCUGGGACCUUAAGCAUGGACAAGGGUGAAGCAUUGGGGAUCAAACCUGAAGAAUCUCAUCCCCAUUAUCCAACCAACAAUCCUAAUGCAUCCAAGAUUGCCCAAAAAGUGGGUGGAUCUGAUGGCUGUCCUCGCUGUGGACAGGCUGUCUAUGCUGCAGAGAAGGUGGUUGGGGCUGGGAAGUCAUGGCACAAGGCCUGCUUCCGAUGUGCAAAAUGUGGCAAAGGCCUGGAGUCUACAACUUUAGCUGAUAAAGAUGGAGAAAUCUAUUGCAAGGGUUGCUAUGCCAAGAACUUUGGACCCAAAGGCUUUGGCUUUGGCCAGGGAGCAGGAGCACUUGUCCAUUCUCAGUGAAGAACUAGAUCCCAGCAGCUUUGAAGCAUCCUUCCCAGCACUUAAUGCUUCGCCAGCGCUGAGUUUAUCCAAUCCGAUCCUUAGCAAGAAUAAGGCUAUCUCACCCGUUUGUACGUAUUAGUCAUACAGUAACAACCUGCUGCUCCUUUUUGCUAGAUGGGCAAUCUUUGAGAGGGCCUUGUUCCACAGGUCCUUUGAAACCAUACGGUGGCCUCUCACUUCCCAUGGCUCAUAUUAGAAUAAUGGCCUCCUUUAACAUAUGUUCAUGCUUUUCAGUUUUUGUUGACGUUUCACAUGGCAGCAGACCACGUAGCUGCUUUUGAAUAAUGAAUACUGCAACAGUUGCCUUCCAAAAAAUAUUUUUCCCAAUCUGGACCAGCAUAAAUAAUUCUUGUUAGAAUAUAUUUUUUGAUACUAAAUUACACAGUAACUAUGAUACUAAGUAUUGUGGAAAGUAUAAGUGAUUGUUAUGUGCCUAGGAUGCAAAGCUGCAAAUUAAGAAAUUGCCUAGAAGCACAAUAAAGCACAUUCCUCAAAUUUCAGAGGAAACAUAAAUAAAAAAGUCUUAGCUCUCAAGUUUAACUAAAUGUUGCAUUUUCAACAGAAUAUAUAUAUUAAUAAGUCACUAGUUAAGCUGCUUUUGUACUUUGGUUUGGUAGAAUUCAGUUUGAUUUUCAAAAUUUCAAAGACCAAAUUUCCCAGUUUUUGUAGAUCCAUAUGCAUCUGAGUUUUUUUUAACAUUCCUAAAAUGUUUACGCAUUUAGAGAUAAACAGAAUCUACAACUUUUUCAGAUUUCAUUUUUUUUUUUAGAAAACUGUGAUUGAUGUCCAGUUAGUUGCUGCUUCAUUUUUGCAUUUUUCCACUUAGCUGAAUAAUUAUUAGAUUCACAUAUUGCACUAAGCUGAAGUGUGGUUUGGUUGAUUUUGGCUUGGUAUGAUAUAUAAACCCAACCAUUACCAUUUAGAAAACUUGGCUUUGUGUGAUGUAUGAACCAAACAAAAUAGCCUGUUCAUUUAAAAACAAACCAUCUUAGAUUCUUUGCCUUAGAAUGAUAAAUGAAUCCCUAU
Molecule: messenger RNA, 1901 nt
Organism: Pseudonaja textilis
Lineage: Eukaryota; Metazoa; Chordata; Lepidosauria; Squamata; Elapidae
Gene: CSRP1
Product: cysteine and glycine rich protein 1
Biological process (GO): sarcomere organization; muscle tissue development
Cellular component (GO): nucleus; Z disc; cytoplasm
Molecular function (GO): structural constituent of muscle; actinin binding
Source: RefSeq, a predicted model, not a curated record